GAAAUUAUCAAAUGGAUCCCUAGCUAGCAUAGAAAUUAUUAAAAAGUUGGACGUGAAGAACUUUCCCAACGAUAAAGCUAAGCGGCUCAAACAAACUUAUUUUGUAAAUUAUAAAAAGCUGGCCUUUUGAUUCCGAAGUAGUCUGACCACUUUACUGAAAGUAGAUCGAAAUUCAAUGGCAGCACACAAGAAAAUCACAAGAAACUUCUGGGCACAUAGUGAUUUGCUAUUUGCAUGUCAAGCCAUAUAUAAUUUUCUUCAGUUCAGUUUAGUCUUUAUUCAUUCUCUGACUCACUUAUAAUUCUGUCCCACAAUUAAGCUAUCAAUUUUCCAAUUUAAUGGCUUCUUUAUCUUCAUCUUCAUCUUCUACACAUCAAUGGAAGUACGACGUGUUCCUGAGUUUCAGAGGGGAAGACACCGGCAAAAGCUUCACUGACCAUCUUCAUAGAGCUCUGUUUCAAAGAGGAGUCAAGACUUUCAUGGAUGACAAGCUCAGUAGAGGGCAAGAGAUCUCUCCAGCACUUGUAAAAGCAAUCGAAGAGUCCAGAUUCUCCGUCAUCGUUUUCUCUGAAAAUUAUGCUUCUUCAACAUGGUGUCUGGAGGAACUUGUCAAGAUUAUUGACUGCACCAAAGUGAUGGGACAUGCAGCUUUACCAGUUUUCUACAAUGUGGAUCCCUCUCAUGUGAGGAAACAGACAGGGAGUUUUGCACAAGCAUUUGCUAAGCAUGAAGAGGUUUAUAAGGAGCAGAUGGAGAAAGUGAUCAAGUGGAGAGUGGCUUUGACUGAAGCUGCCAAUAUUUCUGGAUGGGAUUCUCGAGAUGGGUAUUUUUAACUGCAAUUUUUUUUUCCUUUGCCUUUUAGGUGUAUGAUGUAAUGAUGCUGAAACUUUAAAGCUUGCAUAGCCAUAUAAAAUUGGAAAUCAUAGGAUGAUCAAUAGAGAGAUUGAUCCAAGAUGAUUGACUUAAACCCAUGUAUGGAUUAAGUUGUAUUUUGCUGCCUGUGACUGAAUGAUGUUUAGAUGAACAUGAUCUCAC
Vitis vinifera (wine grape) is the source of this 1035-nucleotide messenger RNA. RefSeq names its product disease resistance protein RUN1. The transcript has a single exon. Bases 339 to 833 code for a protein of 164 amino acids. Gene Ontology annotation, biological process: signal transduction. NCBI's taxonomy places the organism in Eukaryota, Viridiplantae, Streptophyta, Magnoliopsida, Vitales, Vitaceae. The record is from RefSeq and is a predicted model, not a curated record.